UUCUUAUAAUCUAAACCAGCUUAAAGCGGGACGCUUGAAUUUUCAAGUGCCAAGCUUCAUGUCAGAUUCUGCAGACCGAUUUCCCUAGAAAACCACCCUCUCUCCUACUCUUUCCUCUUUUCUCCCUUCGUUCAUCACCUUCUUCCUUUCUUCGGAGUCUCUCUGUGGUCAUGCCAAUCACUCACCCUCCCUUGUAAGCUCGCAGAUUGCAUUCCUUGCCCUCCAUCAUGCUCAUUGCAGCCUCGAUCUAUUCUUAUUGUGUCUGAUUUCCUUGUUAAUUUUGGUUGCUAAAGAUCGAAGCUGCUGAUUGGAGACCUUGCGCUCUUGUACGGUUACAAUUGUAAUCGAGUUGGGUUUGGGAAUCUUGAAGAUCCAAGCAAUUUCCAGUCCAGAAUUAAUUUUCUGGUAGUUUUUUUUUUCUUUUGUUUACUUCUCGAAAUUUCUUUGAUGCAAUUGAGCUGAUCUUGAAUUAGUGCAAAAAGGGAACUAUCAGUGUUUUCAGUGUUCAGUCUGAUUUCUUUGAUUUUGGUUAUUAGGGUUUCUGUCAAAACCAAACAGAACCGAACUAACACGACCGAUCCUCAGGCCUACUUGAAAUACAUUGAAAUGGAUGUGAAAGGGUUGUGGAGAAAAAAUUGAGUGAGCAUUACUAGGCAUAUUCAUUAAGACGUUGAAUUUUAUUCAGAUUGAUUUGCUUCAAACAAUAAAAUCAUUCCUUGAGGUCUAUAAGGUUUGUUAGUGUUGCAAACUUUGAUGAUUUUGUGCUGUUAGCCAGUUGCCUUCUCUUUUCAAGAUGAGCAACCAAUAUGGUGACGAUCAUGAAGACACAACUGUGAUGGGAUUUGAAGUUCCAAAAUCACCUGAUUCGAGUUACAACAAUGUCUACCCUGGGAACGAAGAUGAGGCACGUGACCCGCCUAUAGUCCCUUCGCACCUGCAACAUACCUUGCUUAGCUACCCAGGGAGUGCAGACACUUCUGAAACUAUUCCUGCACCGCAGAGUGUAAUUCUCAACCAUCUUUACAUUGAGAAUCGAGAGGCCCCACGUUCUGUGGUGGCUCUUGGUUUUACUCAUCGCUUCUGUUCAAAAUAUGUCACUGUUGUGCUGUACAAACCUGUUCAGAGGAGGGGGAGUACCAGCACUUAAUAUGCAUAUAGUAUAAACCUAAAUUAGAGUUGGUCUCAUUGCCCUGAUUGUGAUAGAAUUAGUUGUGAUUGACUGAAAUAUGAAAUUAGCCAGACAGUAUUUAUUGUCUCA
Hevea brasiliensis (rubber tree) is the source of this 1258-nucleotide messenger RNA. Its product is annotated as SNF1-related protein kinase regulatory subunit beta-3. The transcript is spliced from 3 exons. The coding region runs from base 794 to 1147 and encodes 117 amino acids. Gene Ontology annotation, molecular function: protein binding. Lineage: Eukaryota; Viridiplantae; Streptophyta; Magnoliopsida; Malpighiales; Euphorbiaceae. The record is from RefSeq and is a predicted model, not a curated record.